CAGAAUUUGGACUUAACUACUUUCACAUACAGGUAAAACUUGAAAAAUAAGAAUAUGAUGCAAAAAUCGAUUCAUUUCAGUAAUCCAGUUUAGACUGCGAGACCAUUGAAAGGCUCAGGAACACUGCAGAUGUUCUGGAUUCAUUAGCUGAUUAGAGACCACUUUGAUUCUAGAAUGUUGAACAUUUUCACAAUAUAAUAGAGAUUUUGAAUGUGGGGUAUUCAUCAGCGGUAAGCCAUGGUCAUCACCAUUAGGAAAAAUAAAGGGUAAAAUCUCUGGCUUUGCAUGUAAUGAGUCUUAUGUCAAAUAUUAGUUUCACCUUUUAAGUUGAGUUACUGAAAUGUAUUUUAAAUGAAAUGCACCACUUCUAAAUGAAAGCUCAAAUUAAAGAUGCAUAAAGUCAGACAAGAUGCAAAAUACUAGAAUAUAUUUACACAAUUUUAAAGAUGUAUUUUAUUUUGUGUUAACAGUGAGUCAGCAGAGUGAAUAUUAGAAACGGUCACCUGAAGCCUGGAAACAUCUCACCAAUAUGAAAAAGGCAAAAGGGCUGGGCCUGAGUUGAUGACUUUUCAGAUUUUUUAUGUAUUUGUCUUAUUAGAUGUGACAUUUUAAAAAAAAGUGGUAUUUAAAUUAGUUUAGAUUCUUUCCUUUUAAAUUUCAUCAUUUGCACAAAUGUUUUAGUUUUUGAACAUUGUUUUUAAAACCUCACAACUUUGACAAUUUUGCAUCUCUCCCUUAUAACUCCUCACUUCCUUUGGCAUUGGUGUUAUUCUGUUCUAGAAAACACAUGAAAUGUGUCUACGUACACUCACUAUAAAUAUUUUGCACAACUAGCAUGACUCGGCACAAAUACUCACACUGGGUGGUGUCUGCUCUAGUACCGAAUUGUUUGUUUUACACCUCUGAGCAGUGUUUGGUAGAGCUCAGUUAUGCGGUGUAAGACGAAUACAAAUAAAUAAAUCAAUGAGCACUUCAAAUGUUGAUUUUAAGGCAAAGCUACCUUUAGUAGCUUUGAUGGAAACAAAAUAGUAAAUGUUCAUUUUUCUGACAAAAAAAAGUGAAAAGUGAGGAUGAUGGUGCUGAAUUAAUUAAACACGUUUAAGCCCCAUAGAUGGGUCCAGUCUGACUGGAUAAUAAGUAGGGGCGUGGCUUCAGCUCAGCUACACCGCAGAGCAAAACAAGCGCUCCUCCUCACAGCUCAGCUGCUGAAUCACAAGUGAAUGGAGGUCUUGCUGCUCCAGGAGGAUGGGGGAAACCAGACAGCUGUUCUUCCGACAACUGUUCGAGAAGGAAAGCUUCACCUACACCUACCUGCUGGCCGACAAAAGCACCAAAGAAGCCGUCAUCAUCGAUCCUGUGCUGGAGACCGCAGACAGAGAUGUGCAGCUUGUGAAAGAGCUGGGGUUCAAGCUCAAAACUGCUGUAAACACCCACUGCCAUGCAGACCACAUAACAGGCACGGGGGUUAUGAAGAAAAAACUGGACACGAUGAAGAGUGCCAUCUCCAAGCACAGUGGUGCAAAAGCAGACAUUCAUUUGUCAGAGGGGGAUAAGAUCAACUUUGGACAAUUUUUUCUGUCAGUGAGGGAAACACCGGGACACACUGAUGGGUGUAUCACUCUGGUGUUGAAUGAUGAGAGCAUGGCUUUCACCGGGGACACCCUGCUCAUUAGAGGCUGUGGCAGGACAGACUUCCAGCAGGGUUCCCCUGAAAAGCUCUACCAGUCAGUCCACUCAAAGAUCUUCACCCUGCCUGCUGAGUGCAUUCUUUAUCCAGCACAUGACUACGAGGGUCAGACGGCCACGACAGUCACCGAAGAGAGCACAUACAACCCCCGCUUGACCAAGAGCUUGAAAGAGUUUGUGGACAUCAUGGACAACCUGAACCUUGCUCAUCCAAAGAAAAUUGAUGUUGCCGUGCCUUCUAAUCUGCUAUGUGGAAUACAAGAUCUCUGAAUGUCCCGCAACAGAAAAUAUUCAAAUGAAUUAGAUGCGAUGAUGUUAAACUCAUUUUCAUAUCACAUUUUUAGCUGGGAUGAACAAAAAGGGCUUAUUUUCAUUUGGGUUUUCAUAAAGGUGGCUACUUGAGGUUCAUUAUUGUUGUUUAAAAAUGCACUUAUGUCUGUUUUAUUGUACAAUGUUGAAAUCUCUGCUUUGUUUUUAAUGUGUUAAGUUAAAUGUGAAGAUGUGUUUUAACUGAAUGUGUUGAAGUUAUGAGAAAGCGUGCAUGUUCAUGCAUCAUUCAGCGACCUGCACAUGAACCUGAACUGGUGUUUAUCAACACAUUCAGACCGGAUUUAACUGGAUUUUGUAUAUUUGUACUUCUCUACUGUCUUUAUGAAAGUACUCUGAGAUGACUUGGUAGUAUUUUUUACUAUAUGAAUAAAACUGGAUUGAAUUUA
Nothobranchius furzeri (turquoise killifish) is the source of this 2402-nucleotide messenger RNA. RefSeq names its product ETHE1 persulfide dioxygenase (gene ethe1). Gene Ontology annotation, biological process: hydrogen sulfide metabolic process; glutathione metabolic process. The record is from RefSeq and is a predicted model, not a curated record. Lineage: Eukaryota; Metazoa; Chordata; Actinopteri; Cyprinodontiformes; Nothobranchiidae. Gene Ontology annotation, cellular component: mitochondrion. Gene Ontology annotation, molecular function: sulfur dioxygenase activity.